AUGGCACCCUUGUUGGACCACAUCGGAGAAUCCGAGAGCUAUGAGGACAGACCGACGCGAUCUGGCACGAGGAUGUGGUAUGAGUUAAAGGUUCUGCAGCAACCUGAGCGUGCACGAGCAUGUGGAUCUGGACAGAAGUCCGCUGCCGACAGACGUCCCGUCGAUCCGCCCCCCGUUGUGCAGUUGCACGUCUACGAGGGACCUACCAGAGCCGAAGCUACCGAUAUCACUUUCAACUACCGGGCCAACUUCUUUCUCUAUGCUGAGCUGACACCCGCGCGCCCCAUGGCUCAUGGACGCGUUCAAACCCCCGCCGCGACCUCACCUCCCGUACUGACUGGCAUGCCGGUUUCGGGUAUGGCUUAUCUCGACAGGCCUACUGAAGCAGGCUAUUUCCUGUUCCCCGACCUUUCGGUUCGUCAUGAAGGUCGCUAUGUCUUGGCCUUCCACCUGUAUGAAGAUGUGAAGCGGGCGGAGGAUCGGGACCCGGAGGGCGACGCGGAAGAUGAGGAGGAGAACCCUUUCUUCAAGUACAGGAUGGCUGUCAAGUCGGUGCCGUUCAACGUCUUCAGCGCAAAGAAGUUCCCUGGUCUCACGGAAAGCACAAAUCUGAGCAAGACCAUCUCCGAGCAGGGAUGCCGCGUGCGUAUUCGCCGCGACGUCCGCAUGCGCAGGCGCGAUGGAAAGCCGACAGGAAACGAGUUCGACACCAACCCCGAAAACGAAUUCAGAAGUACAGCGAGGAGAACACAGACGCCAGAGAUACGCAGCAACGCGGAACAGUUUAGGGCGAGGUCGUCGAGCAACAGCAGCGAGCACCGCGCCGCGUACCCGCCUGCUCCGGAACGCAAACCCUCCAUUAUCGAUAACUUCAAAGUCGAGACUUUCCAGGCGCCGCCACCGCCGCCCCCGCCGCCCAUGUCAUACGGCCCAGCCCCCUCCACCAAUGUUCACUUGCGAUUUGGAUCUGAUGCCUCGAGCGCACCGUACCCUCCUCAUCAGUACGCCCAGCCUUCAGCGCAGCCGCCGCCCAUUUCCCCGACAACGGCUUCGUACCAGUCCCAGCAGCCUUCGCCGUAUCAGCCCGCUAGCUACGGCUACUCGAGCAGACCCAGCUCUCAGUAUGCUUCAAGCAACCCGCCUCCCACACCUCGCGAUUCUUACGACAGACGGCCAUCUGCCAUGAUGGUGCCGCCUUCUCCUUCUGUGUACGGCCCUGGACCUAGGGAUCAUGACAUGGUCAGGCGUGAUUCGGACUACCGGAGAGACUCUCUUCCUCCUCGCCAGCUUGCUCCCGUUUCUGACCUCCCGCACAUGGGCACCAAACUCCCGCCUAUGCUACCCUCGAUCGAGAAGCUCACUGCUCCUCCGAUGACAAGUCGCCCAGAAUUCAUUGAAGCUGCUCCUCCUAGCUCUCACAACCCUGUUUACGAGCCAGCACGCGCUGGCACCAAGCGUGGCUAUGGAGAUACUUUCGUUGAUAGCAACCGUCCUCUGUACGACAGACAACGCCCGCAAGACUCCCACCACAACAGCGCUCCCUACAACCACCGCUACGUUGUUCAAGAUCCGCUCGAGUACAAGCGUGCUGAUGGUACAUUUGGGGUCAAGCCGGCAAAUGACUACUACAAGAUUGUCAACCCUCAAUAA
Messenger RNA from Colletotrichum godetiae, 1650 nucleotides. RefSeq names its product velvet factor-domain-containing protein. The transcript has 3 exons. NCBI's taxonomy places the organism in Eukaryota, Fungi, Ascomycota, Sordariomycetes, Glomerellales, Glomerellaceae. Bases 1 to 1650 code for a protein of 549 amino acids. The record is from RefSeq and is a predicted model, not a curated record.